UUAGAAUCGUUGACAUGCGAGAGGUCUACUACGUGACCCUGGAAAUUUGGAGUCUUAGCUCAUAGGUUCAACGAAACAAUCCAAUGUUGGCCAUUCGUUAGGGUUCCUCUUCGUUCCCACAAGCGACCCGCCGGUCGGAUUUUCUGGAACUGUAAUUACGAUAAGAUAACCGGCGGCGAUCGUUCUCUUCCCAGUCACGUCUUCCAACUACAUAAUCUUGACCGGCUUUUGCAGCGUUUGGGUGGAGAGGGUUCUUUAAUACAUCAAUACAUGGUGGAUCGAUUGGUUCCUUCUUUGUCAAUUCUUGGCUUGAAUUUCUGAUUUGAGGAGCUAGCGAUAUCCAUUGGAGAAGGAUCAGAGAUUCGUGCCUUUUGUUUUGGCGGAGAAGAUGACCGAUCAAGGAGGUUCUUCCCGGAAGAGUAUGACUCUGUAUAGCUCGUCAUCUCAAGGAAAGAAAAAAUCUUUUGAGAAUGGCAGUGAUACCGGCCGUAAAUCGCUUGCUUCAUCUCGUUCCAUGGUAUCUGGUGAGCGCACUGUAAAGCGCUUGCGGCUGUCGAAAGCCUUGACAAUACCUGAAAAUACUACCAUCAUUGAGGCUUGUCGUCGGAUGGCUGCUCGUAGAGUUGAUGCUUUGUUGCUCACGGACUCAAAUGCUUUACUUUGUGGAAUUCUAACAGACAAAGAUGUAGCAACAAGAGUCAUUGCUCGUGAGCUAAACCUUGAAGAAACUCCUGUCUCCAAAGUCAUGACAAGGAACCCAGUUUUUGUUCUUUCAGAUACACUAGCUGUGGAAGCACUGCAGAAGAUGGUGUUAGGGAAAUUCAGGCAUUUGCCUGUUGUGGACAAUGGAGAGGUCAUUGCUUUACUUGAUAUAGCAAAGUGUCUUUAUGAUGCCAUUGCACGUUUGGAAAGAGCAGCUGAGAAGGGAAAGGCCAUUGCUGCAGCUGUUGAAGGAGUUGAAAAGCAUUGGGGGACUUCAAUCUCUGGCCCUAACACAUUCAUUGAAACUCUUCGGGAGCGAAUGUUUAAACCUUCUUUGUCUACUAUCAUUCCAGAGAAUUCAAAGAUAGUAACAGUGUCACCCACUGACUCAGUCUUAACUGCAACAAAAAAGAUGCUUGAAUUUCGUUUAAGCUCCGCAAUCGUAACUGUUGGGAAUAAACCUCAAGGAAUCCUAACUUCAAAGGAUAUUCUGAUGCGGAUCAUUGCACAAAAUCUUUCACCAGAGUCAACUCCUGUGGAGCUGGUCAUGACCCCAAAUCCUGAAUGUGCAACAGUUGAUACACCAAUUGUUGAUGCUCUACAUAGAAUGCACGAUGGGAAAUUUUUACAUCUUCCAGUUGUGGAUCGAGAUGGAAGCAUUGUUGCUGUUAUUGAUGUAAUCCAUAUCACUCAUGCAGCAAUAGCUACAGUGGGAGGCAAUGGUGCGGCUGGAAAUGAGACAACAAACACUAUGAUGCAAAAGUUUUGGGAUUCUGCCAUGGCAUUGGGACCUUUGGAUGAUGAAGAAGAGACACGGAGUGAGGGGUCAUUAAAACUGGCUUCUGAUGGGGCAGAGACUGGGAGGUCGACAGCACCUUUUAGUCCUUUUGGCAUGCCUAAUACCUUUGGCUUCAAGAUUGAAGAUAGAAAGGGCCGGAUGCAUAGAUUUAACUGUGAUGCUCGUAGUUUGACAGAUCUUUUAACUUCCAUCAUCCAGAGGGUGGGUAGUGACAUCGAUCGGAGCCACCUGCCGCAGAUUUUGUAUGAAGAUGAAGAUCAUGAUAAAGUUGUAAUCGCAUCGGAUGGUGACCUUGCAGCAGCUGUGGAUCAUGCAAAGCUGGUUGGUUUGAAGAGUCUGAGGCUGCAUCUAGAUUAUUCAGGGUUGGAAGGUCAGAGGGGUGGUGGUUCAGUAACUUUGGAUUUUGCACAAGGGGAUGCAUGGGCUGCUGCAUAUAGUGCUGUGGCAGCAGGGGCUGCUCUUGUUGCUGGACUUGGUGUAUUGGCAUUUUUGAGGCGAUCUAGUGCCUGAUUAGUGACUGUUCUGGUAUUACCAGGAAUCACCACGAGUACACAAAAAGUCGAGAGGAGUUGAUAUUGUUAUACAAGGAAUGCAUCCUCUCAAAGGCAGGAAAUGUGAUUUGUAUGGCUUCUCCUGAAAAUCGGGGGGGGGGGGGGGGAGGGAAAAAGAAUGCCACAUUUGGAUUGGUUGUGUUUCAAGCCUGGUGUUGUAAGAUCAUUAAAAGGGUCAUUCUAUCUGCUGCUGGCAAUUGCAUAAAUUUAGUUUUAUUUUUUUUCUACACGAAUGAUGGUAGACAAUGUUGAUUUGGCCAUAUGGUCUAUAAUCUUUAUCUCUCAUAAAGUGUACUUCAUAACUAUAAAUACUCCCAUAGUUUUACAA
Molecule: messenger RNA, 2380 nt
Organism: Macadamia integrifolia
Lineage: Eukaryota; Viridiplantae; Streptophyta; Magnoliopsida; Proteales; Proteaceae
Product: CBS domain-containing protein CBSCBSPB1
Exons: 14
Coding region: 389-2011 (540 amino acids)
Molecular function (GO): protein binding
Source: RefSeq, a predicted model, not a curated record